This is a messenger RNA of Patella vulgata (common limpet), 3189 nucleotides long. Its product is annotated as serine/threonine-protein kinase haspin. Bases 188 to 2983 code for a protein of 931 amino acids. Gene Ontology annotation, biological process: protein phosphorylation; intracellular signal transduction; mitotic cell cycle. Gene Ontology annotation, cellular component: cytoplasm; nucleus. The record is from RefSeq and is a predicted model, not a curated record. Gene Ontology annotation, molecular function: ATP binding; histone H3T3 kinase activity. The transcript has 13 exons. Lineage: Eukaryota; Metazoa; Mollusca; Gastropoda; Patellidae.
UUUUGGAUGUGUCCACUUCAUUAAUUCAAAUUUACAGAUGUUUUCUUUAAAUUUAAAUAAAUGAUCCUAAUAUUUUCAAAGAUUUGUAAAAGUUUGAUGUCGAAGCAAAUGAUAUUUGUGUUUUGUAAGUGAAUAUUGAGUCAUUAGUGAGAAACUGCACUUCAAGCUAACGGUCUGAUCUUUUAAUAUGAAGAGAAAGGGAACAAUUAAAACAUAUGGGCGACAUCGAAUGAGAGUAGUAGCUGUGGAAGGAUGGAGCUCGGAUGAUGAAAAACAGAAACAUGUUUUUAGUUUUAAUAAUUCUUCAUCACAUGAAUCUAGCAAUAGUUCAGGAGGAAAUGAUAGUUCCUCAUUUAUCCCAAGAAUAACCCGCAGCACAAGGAAGAAGUAUGUAAACGAAAAACAAAGUCAAAAUAAAGAAAACAAUUUUGCCAGGUCACGAACAGCUAAAUAUAGUUAUAGAGGCAACUCCUCGGAUAGCGAUUGUGAAGUUCGGAGACCAGGAUUACGUGAUAGCACUAAUAAAUAUAAUUCCCGACCCAACACAUCAACCAGAGUGACGUCAAAAACUAGCAAAUCUCUCUUUCAAUCUGUACUUAAAAAGAAUACACCCAAACCCAAAAGUAAUGAAAAUUCAUACGACUUCAGUGAACUAGAAGAAUACAGUCUACUGGUUGUCUCUGAUGGUUCAAAGAAUAGUUCCACAACAGCUGCACAAAACCUUAGAGUUCCAGACCAAGCCGGAAUCGACACUAGUACUCCGUGUCGAAAAACUGCCAUUAAAAUAAACAAUUGUGAUAUAUCUCAUAUUGAGGAUCUUCAAGACAGUCCGAUUUCGACAGACAGAUCUCCGUGUAUACACGAUCCAAAAUCGACAACACCGCAAUUAGAUUUUUCAAGUAUUGCUGCUAGUCCAUCGUUAGACGAGGAAUCGGAAGAAGCCACCAGAUCUGAACAUAUUUCCAACAUAGAAGAACUCUCAAUCGAUGACUCCUCGUUGAGUGAUAAACCGCUCGCUUCCAUAAACAAACACUUACAGGUUAAUAAGCGCACAAGGAACCAGUUAUCGCCGAGUCCAUUAGCGCUACGAAGUCGAAGUAAUUACGAUAAAACACAAAGCCUGUUUGAUUCUCCCGAUCUUUCAAGGCAUGCAAAAGUGCAGAGAGUAAGUCCCGAAGAUCUAAAGUGUUAUAUAGAUCUGAGUCGCCUUAAGGAUAGUUUUAUUACCAGACACACGCGAAGUUAUGAUAAAUCUAAAAGUCUUUUCGACAGCAGCGGUAGUAGUAGAAGCAGCAGAAGUUCUCGUCCAGGUGGCAGUACCGGUCGAUUGUCGCCUCCAUUAGAAAGGGAGUUAACUCUAGAUGAUACAGAACUUGAAACGGAGGGAGAAGAAUUAAGUCAUAUUAUAGAAGAAGAUGAAAUUAGUAGCGAUGAUGAGGUGGAUAAUGAUGAUGAAAAUGAUAGUGAUUAUGUCGAUGAUGAUGAUAAUGAUGAUGAUGUCGAUGAUGAUGAUGAUGAAAUUGUCUGUGAUGAUGAUAAAUUACAAGAGUAUUAUAAGGGCACAAAUGAUGAAGAUCUGGAAGUGACGCGGUAUACCCUAACAGAUCUUGCAAUUGAAGAUGGUGACGAAAGCUCGGAAGAAGACGACUGCUCCUUGGUCAAAAGUGGAAGCCUUGAUCCAAUAUCAGAAGAGGAUGAAGAAAGCAUGGAGGAGUCCAUAGAGUAUCAUUCUGACAAACAUUCAUCGAAAUUAUCUCAGAACGAAAGUCAAUCAGAAACGGAAGAAAUGUUUCACACAGCCACAGACAUGAGUCACAAAGUUCCUGAAAAUUCUAGACUUUCUGACCUCAGGAAUGAGUCAAAGUCUUGUCUUAAACCUUGCUACACACCAACUACAGCCAAUUUAUCGAGAUCUUUUGUUGAAAUGCUGACACCAAAUAAAAAGAAGGGAUCUAUUCCAGAUUCUCCAAAAUCUAAAAUAUUAUCUCAGUGUCAACAACAGAGGAUUGUAUCCUUUACCGACUGUAUACCCCUAAAGAUGUUGAACGAAUGUACGAAGAUAGGGGAAGGAGUUUAUGGAGAAGUGUUUAGAGCUUUUAGAAAUGGUAAAUCGGUUGCUAUUAAGAUUAUUCCAAUUGAAGGGUAUUUUUUAGUAAAUGAUGAAAGACAGAAAACAUUUGCCGAAGUACUUCCUGAAGUAUUAAUAUCUAUUGAAUUAAGUGAAUUGAGAAACAAUAAACAAACAAAAACCGAGAAUUUCUGUCAAGUUAACAGCGUUUGUUGUGUAAAGGGAGCUUACCCUAAACAGUUGUUAAAACAGUGGGAUGAUUAUAAUGAAAAAUCAGGAUCAGAAAACGAUCGACCCGAUAUAUUUGAUGCUGACCAGUUAUUUAUUGUAUUUGAGUUUGCUGAUGGCGGAUGUGAUCUGGAAUCAUUCAAGUUUGAUAAUCCUUUAGAAGCUAAAAGUGUUAUACAGCAAAGUAUUUACGCCCUGGCUGUAGCUGAAGAGGCAUUUGAGUUUGAACAUCGUGAUCUACACAUAGGAAAUGUUUUAGUUAAAAGAACCGAAGAUAAAAUGAAAAGUUUUCAUCUGAAUGAUGAAACUGUAGAAAUAGAAUCUAAUGGCGUCCAUGUUUGUAUAAUAGAUUUCACUAUGUCCAGGUUGAUGAAGGAUGGUUUGGUGAUCCACUGUGAUCUAGCAGAUGAUGAGACGUUAUUUCAAGGAAAGGGAGAUUAUCAGUUUGAUAUUUAUAGAUUAAUGAAAGAUCAUAAUGAAAAUAAAUGGGAAGCCUUCCAACCGUAUUCUAAUGUUUUGUGGAUUCAUUACUUAACUGAUGCUAUAUUAAAGAGGAAGAAAUUUAAGAGUAACACUCGAUUAGAUCGAGAAAUCUUGAAAGAAAUUCGAACAUUUUAUAAGGAAUUGUUAGAGUAUAACAGUGCUAGACAUUUAGUUCUGGUUUCAGAAUUCUGUCAGUCUUCCUGAUUAUGGAGAUGUGCUUUUACCGGUAGUUGAAAUAUAUCUGGAUGUAUGUGUGUUGUGCGGUCAGCUCUUUGAAAUACGCCUGGAUGGAUGUUACUGAAUGUCUGAAAUAUGUCAGACGAGAUGUCUAUGAUACUUGGUCCGCUCUUUGAAAUACGUCUGGAUGUAUGUUACUGGAUGUCUGAAAUAUGUCAGACUGGAUGUCUAUG